AUGCCAGGCGCUGCACUCCUGCUCCUGGCCCUGCUCUCGGGGGUCUCCACCUUGCCCAGCGGGCCACCUGGACCGCCCCCCCCCCCAUCAGGCACCCCUCAACUUCCCAGCCAGGGAUUCCCUGGCCCGCUCUGGGUGGAGAAAUCGAGGCCCGGGAAGGGGGUCUCCUGCAGAGGCGAGUGGCUUUGCGCCCAGCCUCGGUUGCUGGACUGUGGACAGCCCCUGGGUCUUCAGGGGACACACAGCGACUCUGCCAGCAGUGAGCCAGGCGCGGAGCGGGGCGUGGGUGCACCCCUCACCGAAACAGCACCCAUUUUCCCAAGGAGGCGGCAGAGGCGGGGAGGUUGGGUCACUCGCCUGGAGGGUCUAAGGGAGAGCGCGGCCUUGUCCCUCGGGCUGCCCUUCUCCCCGCCAGCGCCCCCAUUCCCGGCGGCGCCCGGGCCCUGGCUGCGCCGACCCCUUUUCAGCCUGGAGCUGUCCGACGCGGAGGACGCCUUCCCGCGCCGCGCGGGGCCGCUCGAGAUCCCGGCCGACAGCCGCGUGUUCGUGCAGGCGGCCCUGGCCCGUCCCUCUCCGCGCUGGGACCUCGUUCUGCACCGCUGCUCAGUGACACCGUCCUCCCGGCCGGCCCCGGGGCCCGCCCUGGCGCUGCUGCGCGGGGGCUGCCCCGCCGACUCCUCGGUCGUCUUCCCGCCGCCGCCGCCGCUCCCGGGUGCUGCCCGUCCCGCGCGCUUCAGCUUCCGCCUGCGCCCGGUCUUCAACGCCUCGGUGCAGUUCCUGCACUGCCAGCUGAGUCGCUGCCGCCGCCUCCGGGGAGCCCGCCGGACGCCCGCGCCUCUGACGCUGCCCCCGCCCUCGCUGUGUCUGCCUCGGGAUGAGGCGUGCGCGGGCGCCGGCAGCGGCAGCGGCGAGAGCCCGGGUGCCGACAGCCCCCACCUGCAUACGCUGACGCAGCCCAUCGUGGUCACGGUGCCGCGGCCACCCCCCAGGCCGUCCAAGGGCGUCCCCGGCCGAGCCGUGCGCCCCGAGCCGCCUGCGCCGGCCCCGGCGGCCCUGGAGCCCGCGCCGGUGGUGGCGCUGGUGGUGGCGGCCUUCGUGCUGGGCGCCGCGCUGGCUGCCGGCCUCGGCCUCGUCUGUGCGCGUUCAGGUAGCAACCUCCGCCGGGGCCCGCAGCCUAUUCCAGCCAGUCCGGACCCCGGGGCUCCGCGACCCAGCGGGUGGGGCUGGACCAUCCCUAGACCCGCCUCCGCUACGCCCGCAGCAGUCCCCAGGGGGCGCUCUUGGCCCGACCCAAUGAGCGGCAAAACCCCUACCGCUCUGGAGCCUGCCUCUCCUUUCCAGCACCCCCAGUCCCCGGCGCCCUCCCGAGAGACUCGGCCGGCGGCCCCCAGCCCAGGAGGCCCCAGUGAGAUCGAUGGAGGAGGCCGAUGACCAGCUGGGAAGGGGGUGUCCUCUCCUUCGUUCGGCCUGAGUAGCCUCUCCCCAAGGCUGGGGCACCCCAGCGGGGUCCUGAGACACACCAGCCACGCCUCGAACCAGGUCCGCCAGGACUGGACCGGCCGAGGUCGACCUCUGACCCGGUGGGACCGCCAUCCCAGCGUCCUGCACCCUCCCGCCUCCGACCCUCUGCUCCGCACACCCUCCCACCUGGGCUCAAAAUAAACAUCUGGUCUGACCUGCUGA
Messenger RNA from Neofelis nebulosa (Clouded leopard), 1683 nucleotides. It is a transcript of the gene TGFBR3L, whose product is annotated as transforming growth factor beta receptor 3 like. NCBI's taxonomy places the organism in Eukaryota, Metazoa, Chordata, Mammalia, Carnivora, Felidae. The record is from RefSeq and is a predicted model, not a curated record.